Molecule: messenger RNA, 8419 nt
Organism: Cydia pomonella (codling moth)
Lineage: Eukaryota; Metazoa; Arthropoda; Insecta; Lepidoptera; Tortricidae
Gene: jing
Product: zinc finger protein jing homolog
Exons: 6
Coding region: 397-3978 (1193 amino acids)
Biological process (GO): regulation of transcription by RNA polymerase II
Cellular component (GO): ESC/E(Z) complex
Source: RefSeq, a predicted model, not a curated record
GAACGAUCGUCGUGAAGCGACAGGCAGAGUGAACGCGCCUGAAACCGGUCGACGGUCCGUAAAUAAUGGAUUAGAGGUGAAGCGAGGGACGAGGGGUGUGGCGCACGCACCGGCUGCGCGCGCAGGAAGAGCGCGCAGGGAGUGGGGCGGCGCGCGCGGGGGGCGCUGCGCCUCCCGUCAGCUGUUGCGCGGCCAGGACCGCGCCAAUGCAUCGGCGUCGAUAGUGCGCGCCGCCCGUCUCGACCCGACCCCGAGUGACAGUGACAUAGUGCCAGUGCCCGAUCAGUGUCAACAGUGCCUGUGCCGUGCCCUACCAGUGUUGUGUGUGAGCCAUGAGGAUGUGCAGUGCUACCGCCGGGAGCUGACCUCGCUGCCGCCGCUGGGCGAUGAGAAGUUAUGUUACGCCACCGACCGAGUGGCGUGGCGGUAUCGAGUCCUUCGGAGAGCGGUAGCGGCGGUAGCGACAUCACCGAGCCGGCGUCCCCGCGCAGCCCCGAGUCGUGCGGCGCCGAGGAAGCCGCUGGCGCGCGCAUGCCGCCCUGGGUCAGCGAACCGGCGCCGGGCCCGCGCCGCCUGCCGGCCCAAGCGCCCGUUCGCCGCUCCAACCAGUCCCAGCGCACCGCCGAACACCACCGGCGCAUCACCGAGUUCUUCAGCCACAAGAUGAAACCCCAGAAUGGCCUCAAGCGGGACUCCUCCACCCUCAACAACGAUGACGCCAAGAAAAAGUGCCUCCCCAAAAACGGCGUCACCCACGACCUAGAGAAGUACAUCUCCUACUUGUCGUAUACCCUCAGCCCUAAAGUUUUACUCGACGUCAGUAAACAAAAUGCAGCCGAAGCGCAAAAAUCGUUGAACGGAAUAAACGGCGUCGUUGACACUGCGAAAGCGACGGGGCCACCUAAAACAACGAAUCCGGGCGGAAACGGGUUGAUAGAUUACAGUAAACCUAAAGACAAUAAAGAUAAAAUUCACACUACCAUGAACGGGUUUAUGGAAGUGAGGCAUGGGCCAGAGUCAUCCACCAAAGAGAAGUUGUCAAAUGGCCACUUGAAUGGAUUCGUCGACGGCAAAAAACAAAACUUCGACCCAUCCGCCAAUAGGGUUGCUAACUAUAAAAAACUAAAUGUUGACUUGACCAAACGUAAAGUUCCGAUCCCAGCAUCUAACGAGUUGGUUGGUCUUAGAGUUAGUUCUACAACAAUGAAACCUAGAAAGUUAUUAAACCUUAAACCUGAUACCACGAAGAUGAACGGAGUGGUAAGCUCAACAACAAAAUUGGAUAGCAGGAUGAAUGGUGUCACAUGCGGUUCAAAUAACUUAAGUUUAAAUCCGGUAACGACUAGCCCGACCAUAAAGAAGGAAGCACAAAAGAAAACUGCUCAGCCUGCUAAGCGCACUAAUAGAAAAUCAUCAGCAUGUAUAGCCAACAGCAAAAACCUAACAUGGUCUAAAGCGAACAACCUUAAGCAGCAAGUUCAGCUACAGAAACAAAACAAUUGCGUUAACUCGGUGCCAAGCAGCUCUGGAUUGCCGGAUGAAACUAACUCCACGCCAAAGAUCAAUGUCCCAAAUGGAGUUCGACAAGUUCCGAUGACGAUGAACGGCAACAUUGGCAAUCUUAACGUGCCUGUCACCAAUUUCCAAAAUUGCCACCAAAUAAAUAUUCCGCAGCCGUGUAAUGGUACCGUAACUUCCACUAAUUUGGGCCCGUUUGUUGCCGUACCGCAGAACGUAAUGCUUACCGCCUUAAGGAUACCACAUAAUGGACUCCCAGCGCAAACAUUAACCAAUCACCAACCAAAUAAUAUGAAUCCUUAUAACAGGACAAAUGUGAACGUGCAGAGCCCAACGAAGUUUGUGUUUCCAAUCAUGCAAAAUCUUAACGGCGCUGUAGUCCAAAUACCUAAUUUAAUGGCGAAGAUGCCAAAUUUUGUUCUUCCCCAAACACCUCAAUUAACUACGCAAAGGCAUGAUCCGUUACAAAAUCAACAGGCUCAAAUUUUAAUUAAUGGAACUUUACUAAAGCUUGGAAACACAAUGACACAACCAUAUGCAAAUGUAAACAAACCAUCAAUGCCGACAACCAGUCAGUCUGGUGUUUCAGUCUUGAAUAAAAAUCUAACAGGGAUGCCGACGAUGGGUGUGACAGUGCAGCCGAAACCAAACUAUGCCGUUAACCUUAGCCACUCCGUACUUGUACCACAACCGGGCUUCAUAGUUACUUCUGUGCCAAAUAUGAAUGUUAAAGAGACUUGGAGUUACGCCAGUACAAAUCCAGCACCAUCACCUCAAACUUCAUGCUCUAACACGAUGGUGCACCAACCGCCGCCUAUGGUUGCUAACUUCUCUACUCCUACAUUACAUUCGAGUAGUAUCCCCAUAGCACCUGUCAAACCACCCGACAAUCCGAUACAGGGAACGGACCCGCCAAGCAGCACAGUGAAAGAACCAGAACAUAGCGAGGUACUCAUGCCAAAGUGUGAUUUUCCUUGGCUGUCCAAGACGUUCAACAAUAAUAUCGUCCCGCUAGAUUCUAACAAAAAGAUGUUGAGGCCUUUCGCAGAAGUUAGUAGUUUAACAUCUAAAGUAGAUCAUUAUUGCUCAGAAAAGAUGAACGAUGACCACUUGGACCAAGAUGAAGCGGAAAAAUGGAAAGACAGUUCGAUGACAGACUUAAGAAAAGUUGAAGAAGUUGCUAAGAGAGAAGAUACCAUCUUCACACAAAUUACUGUCCUAAAGGAUGUUUCAUCUAACGUUCAAAGCACUGUGAUAGAAGCGAAUUUCUGUAGUACUACCACGGAGUCUUCCGAAUCGGGUAUAGGUACAGGAUCAGACAAGUCAAUAGAUUCGCCAAGUGACUCACAGACGAGUAAAGAUUGUGACGACGACUCGUCUCUAUCUUUAAGUAUUAGCAUUAGUUCAGUGGAAGCGCAGAGCUGUCAGAAGAGCCCAAUCCUGAAGCAGCCGAAAACGUUGCGCUUUCCACCGCGGAAGCCGAUUAAAGCGAGCAGCGACAAGAGGACAUCCAGCACUGAUACCUCGGGGUCUGUCACCGUAUGUCUUUGGGAGAACUGCAAGCAGGAGUUUGAAAGCGACACUGAUCUCUUAGAACAUUUACAGUCGAUACACGUAGAAUCACAGGCGGGCAAGGAAAACUACGUGUGCCAAUGGGAACGGUGCAAGGUGCGCGGCAAGCCGUCCUGCUCCCGGCUUUGGCUGGAGCGCCACGCGCUGUCUCACGGCGGCAACAAGCCCUUCAAGUGCAUCGUCGACGGCUGCGGCCGCAGAUUCUCCACUCAGAUACUGCUCGAGAGGCACGUGAAUAACCAUUUCAACGAAGUGUCUCUUAACGCCGGCAGCGGGAAGAAGACAACUGACAGCGCGCCUAAACUCAUUCGUAGGAAUGGCAAGAAGCUGCGGUAUAGGCGGCAGCCCUGGUCAGCGCGCAUGUUCGACUUCUUCGACUCGGGCGUGAUGGAGCGGCUGGCGUGGCAGCUGUCGCGCACGGCGCGCUGGCGGCUGGGCGGCGCGUGCCCGCUGCGCGAGCCGGCCGGCCGCCACACGCUGGCGCUGCUGGCGCGCUGCGCCGCCACGCGCCGCCGCCCCGCCGCCGGCCCCGAGGUGCUGCUCACCUACUACCCGCCCCACGUGCUCGAGGACGAGUGGGUGCCGGCCGCGGAGGCGAAGCGCAUCAAGCGCGUGGAGAUCGCGUCGCUGCCCGCGCCCACCAAGGUGCUCCUGUACGAGCAGUUCUGCGCCUCGUACCGGCGCGCGCCGCCGCCGGCCGGCGAGCCCGCCGCCUGCGCGCCGGCGCGCCUGCUGGACGAGCUGCUGCGCCGCGACGCGGAGUGCGGCGCCGCCGACGCGCCGCUGCCCGGCCCCGCCGCGCCCGCGCGCGCGCCGCCCGCCGGCGCCGCCAAGCGCAAGCAGGGCCGCCCCUACGGCGGCAACGCCUUCUGGCCCUGCGGACGGUAGGCUGCGGGGCGAGCGCCGCCCGACUGAGCCGCCCGGACUCAAUGGUUCAUUCUAGCUUUAUGACGAAAAUGUUACAACGUUUUCGAUGUAUAUUAUAGUUGAAAUGACUUUAGCUCUGGAACCGGCCGUGUGACCGUGUUCCAAAUAGAGUCCCGCUCGGUCGGACCCCUCUCGCUCCGUUUAUGAGAGCUUAAGUAGUUCGUUAGCCCGUUAAGAGUCCGCUAGCUUAACUUGUACAUAGAACGGUAGGGACGCCGAUUCAGUAGAGGCCGGGUCCGACAGAUGUUGAUUCUCCGCCCGGCGUGUGCGCGUCGGGGAAAUUCGCGCCAAAGAUUCGACGGUCCGCGGUUUUAGACGUAGUAUCGAUAGCGGAGGUAAAAUUUUAUUGACAAGACUGAUGCUUACUUUUUUAUAACGAUAUUGAACGGCGGGACGAACAGACGUGUACAUAUUUAGCUCGAAGUGUAUAGAUCGCGUAAGGAGUUCGGCUCGGAGUAUCGUACGCGACGUAGACGAUUUAGUUUAAAGGUUGUUCCGACGGGAGUAGUCUGAAUAUUUUAUAAGGUAAGUAGAGUAAGAGCGACCAGCGCACGUAUCACUGCCAACGUGUACAUAUUAGGAUAGGAAAGUUCGUUUGUCGUAGAAUAUGUUUGAGUUCGCUUCGCAGUGCCCGCGAGCCCCGCGUUCGCCGUAGUGCGUGCCGACAGCUGGACGGCGCGCGCCGGCCGCCAGUCGGCCCAAGUGCCUCCGCCGGCUCCACGCCGGCUAUGGCGGUCUUUCCAUUCGUUGCGGAUUCGCACGCCCGCUGCAUGGUGCUGUCUCGCUCACACACCGGACCGGCGAGCGGAUCUGUAUCAGUGUGAUAUCCGCGUAAGUGUUCACUUUUAAACCCGUUUUCAUAUCAGACUCGCAGUUGUUAGGUUAGAGUUCAAUUAUUGGACGUAAUUUACUGUCCAUCGUUGUGUUCCAAUCGGCCGGAGCGAUGUCCAAUGACGCUUUACAGAAUCAACAACUGUCUACGUAAUAUUCAAUUUUAUGUCGCGGUUGCUAUUGCGUCGAUACUAGUAAAUAUGAUUUUGAUAAAUGAAGUAACAAAGAAAGUUGCAAUAUGACCGCGACCGAUCAAAAUGACACUGCCAAUGUUGUGUUUAAAUGUAAUUGUAUCCUGCCGUAUCGGCAGCCACGAGUACUGUUAGCAAUAAUCGUUUUGUGAUAAGAUACUUUCUAGAGUAACGACCGGUGUUCAAUACGUUAACAUUCAAGUUCAAUUUAUUACUGAAUCUCACGCUGCGAACAGGAAUACAUACUGUAUGUUUUAAACUAGAGUAAAAGAAAAAAAGAGUAAAUCAAAAAGUGACGUUAUAAGAAUUACUUACGCCUGAAUAAUACUUCUUCCUGUUUGUCGCGUCGAUUUAAAUUCAAUUCCUUGAACAUGUAUAUGUGCAUGUUUUAUUGAUAGAAAAGCAGCCUUAAUUAAGUGAGUAGAUUUCAUUAACCUCAAAUUAUUGUAUUUUCCAUAAACAUUGACUGCAAAUUCUGCAUUGAGAUGCAUCGAAAUUAGCAAUAUUUAACUUUAUAUUGAGCAGAAAAAUACAGUAAUACUUACCAUUGUAAUAUUAUAGUAAUAAGGUAGUUUGAUGGAGUUAACGUGGAUUAUCUGAAAUUUUAAAAAUUCUCAAAAGCCCCCCCCAUUUUAGGUUGGGUUUUAACGCGUUGACUACCGUAAAGUUACCUUAUAAAAAGCUUAAUAUACCAUCUGGAGCAACCAGACCGGCAGCGUAACUGUAACGGACUAGCACUGAACAGUAUCGCCCACACUGUUCAGUGCUAGUGGCUCGGGGCCCAGCGGUGUUCAACAAUAUCUGAGCACGCACUCUAACGGUUUGACAAUAGAGGCGUGUUCAGAUUUUUGUAUUUGUACCUGGACCGCUCGGAUAUAUCUGAUGGCGACUGUACCAUCGCCCACACUGUUCAGAGCCAGUCCGUUAACCGUAUUGCGAAAAUAUUAGGUGGUAUUGCUGUAAGAGCAUUGCUGCUAGUACAAAGGUUAUUAUUUAUUUGUUCUCAAUUCUCAUGUUGCUGCUCUGAUAUACCUAAGUUCUCAAUGGUGAUCCAAUAUAUAAAAGCAAUAAUUGUGUUCCAUUAUUAUUCGUGAAUCGAAUAGUAGUUAGGUACUUGUGGCGUUGUUCAUAUUUAUAUCGUGUACUUGUAAAACACAAACGGUCAGAAAACGCAAUAAGUAGUCAGUUAUCAAACUACCAUGCCAAUGAUUUUGACAUAUUGUCCAUAGCUGAAUUUAGAUGUUAAUCUUUUGGAUGUUACUAUACAUAAAUUGUCAGAAUUGCCUUUUUAGCCGUAAGGUAUACAUUUAGAUACAAGUGAAUGAAAAUUGUGUUCUGUGCUCACACGAUCUCGCUAGUAUUUUUAGUUAGUGCCUCUAGUUGUUAAGUUAGGGUGAAUUGUGUGCGUAUACUCGUAUGGUGUAACUUGAAUGUAAAACGAAACAAUAAAUAGACGCCAUCGCAUUCCGAUUCUCGCUUGCGGUGUAGGAGUGUGCUAGACGUAGCAGUGAGAUGGUCCUGGCGUAGGUGCGUGAGUAAGGAGCCUGGGCGUUGGCUCGGCGCGACCGGCCGGCAGUUGUUAGGUGCGAUACUGUCUCGGGAGUUAUCUUACUUGACAAGCUAGCAGCCGCCGAGACACUCGUGCGGACGGCGGCCGGAGUGUUAUUUAGUAAAUGCGGGAGGCGCUUGAGCCCGAGAUGUAAUAGGAAAAUUUCUCUAUUAGUCAAGUUGGUGCCUGAUUGUCGGUGUGUCUAUGGAAUCGUAUGCUAUCCUUAAACCGGUUAGGACUUUAUUGGAGCGUUCCAAUGAACUGAUUAUUUUUUAUUGAAUUUUAAAAUUAGCGUAAUUAUUUCCAGCACUGAUCGUAGUGCCAUAUUUUAUUGGCUCGUUUUUUUAAUGUAAUUUAAUUUUUUUUAGUGAAAUUCGACACCAAAACUAAAAAAGACGAAAUUCGUUUUUGUUUUAACCGAUUAACAGUAUGGACUUGUAUAUUUGAUCUCAAAUAAGAAAGGCAGUGAAGUUAGAUGAACUCCAGACCGCGCGGGGAAUGAACGCAGUUAUCGGCAAAAUUCUCGAAAAGUAUGUGGCCUAGGAAAACGCUUAAGUACAAAUUUGAUUUUGCUACAUUUUAGGGCGUAACGCGCCAAUCCACCUGUCAUUCGUCAAUCCACGUCUCAUUGUAACUUUUAUACAACUGUAUAGUUAUAAGGAUUGGCGUUUAUACAAGUGGAAGUAAAAUUAAAUGAACGAUAAAUUAUUACAUAAAUAACUUCCGGAUUGAAUUAAAAUUAGGUCCCCUAGAUUAGAAGUAGGAAUUCGACUCGUUAGACAGAGAAAUAUUUUCUGAAACCUUGUCUGCGGCGAGGGACGAAAUUAUAUCGAAAAGAUACAUUGAUAUAUUCAUAAGUGAGGAAAGAUUAUAUUUUUACCACUGCCACCAGAAUAGUAAUAGCGUUUUGUCCAAGUUGUUUUCUAUACUCUAUUGUAUUUAAACCCUAUUUGUAACGUUUUUAUAAAACUUAUGUUCCGUGACUUUCAACUGUGUUCAUUAAUGUAUUAGAUCGGUGAACAAUAUCACUGCCUGUUUAUUUUACGGACAAAUCUGAUGGUAACGUUUGUGCUCCGUGUUAGUGUGAGAUGUUGUGAAGCAUAUUACAGCUUGCAGACCAGUUAGCACGAUUACAUUCAUGUCGAUGUGUAAAGCAUUCGUCCCUUACAGGCAAGUAUGUAAGUGCGAAAGGGACGAGCGUUUUACGUGGGACAUGGACGCGGUAGGAGUCGCGGUGCAGAGGCGAGUAGACGGGCUCGUCACGCUGGGUCCCACGCGAGGACCGCGAAGCGGACGAGGCCCAGUAACCAAAUGUGUUGACAGAUGCUUAUUGAGCGAGUAGAAUGUAAAUAGUAUAGUAUUGUUAUUACUGCGUUAGACUGUAAUGUGGUUCGCGGACGCGGAGGCGGUGGGCGAUUGUCUUGUUUCCUAUAUUAAAUGCGUUUAUUAUAUGAAUGUUCUCCUUUAUUGUAAAUGUUUGACGAGAAUACAAUAGUAACUAUAUGAGGAACCCUGUAUCCCGAAUAGUGUGCACUACUUAUAUUCAAUUUGUAGAUAUUUUAAUUAUAUAGUAUAAUGUCUAAUGUGUCUUUAUUUGCUUACCCCUGUAAGGUGAAUCCGACAUUUAUUUUAUAAUUUUGACCCCGAGUUGGUGGGUAAUCUACCUCAAUUUAUUUAUCACAUUUUUGGGCAUAAUAAUAGUGAAUGUUAAUUUAAUUUCGAACCCUGAAGUUUGUUCAAUGUAGUGAUUUAUAAGAAUUUUAAAUACUAUGGUUUGUCCACCUGUCACAAGUACUGUAUCUUAUAUUAAAUACAUAUUGUAUGAUUGAUA